UUCUACAGUAACACGGUGUUCGCAAGCAGAGUUCUUAAUGCCUUCUGCACGUCCCGCCCCCUGUCUCCAGCCGCGCCCUGUCAUUGGUGGUGGCUCCAGAACGCCGCGGCGCUGAUUGGCUACGGGAGCUCCCGUUUGAGUCACUGUAAGCCUGGAAGUGCACACAGAGUAACACUGAGGAGUAUUGACCUACUAACACAGAUCUGUGGAGCAGCGGCGGCUGGAGCGGGGACACACUGCAUAGGAGGCGCUACUAUCCGUCACACUCCGGCUGGACACGGCCAUGUCCCCCAGGAUGCUGCGCUGUCACAGGCUGCUCACCCACUAAGGUGGCAAGAUAUAUUCUGGGCAUGCUGCAAAGAUGGUCACAGACUCGAUACCUCAACCUCGUGGAAGAAAUAUUUAUAGCAGAUGGAAUUUCCUAUAAUUAAGAUAUUAAUGUUCACACGGUUUAAGGAGCACUGUCAGAAAAUUCUCUUAAGAGACUGUGGACCAUUUCUAACAUCAGUUGGCGCUGAUGCAGCUAAGAAAAAUGCCUACCAUUAAAAACGAACAGGAAGGUGCUGAUUCAAGGAAUAGUAUGGAGAACAUCCUUGUGCUUAAUACUAAUAUGCCCGACAUGUCUGAAUCAAUGGACUCCAGUAAUGACAUGUUGUAUAAUGAAGGGGUGGGUUCAAAAAACAAGUCCUCCUCCUGUCGCAGGAAAAGGGAAUUUAUUCCUGAUGAAAAGAAAGAUGCCAUGUACUGGGAAAAAAGAAGGAAAAACAAUGAGGCUGCAAAGCGAUCCCGGGAAAAACGCAGACUAAACGAUAUGGUUCUAGAGAAUAAACUGAUUGCGUUAGGAGAGGAAAACGCAAACCUGAAAACAGAGCUACUGUCUUUAAAACUGAAAUUUGGAUUGAUAAGUUCUGCAUCUUAUGCUCAAGAAAUCCAAAAGGUUACAAGUGCCACAGCUGUGUAUUUCCAGGAAUAUGCAGCUGCUAAAGCAAAUGUGAGGUCUUACUCUGGAGAACACCCUUUAAUAAGCAGUAGCUGCAUCUCUGUGAUUAAGCACUCCCCUCAGAGCUCUAUUUCAGAUGUAUCUGAGGUAUCAUCUGGGGAGCAUGUCCACCCAAACUCAACCCAAAACGACUGUAGAACCUCUGAAAUUAAGUUUCAAAUGGUAAAACAGGAGCCCCUGGAACUUGAGAACUUUACUCGGGAACCUAGGGAAGAAAAUCCCUCCUAUGCACCAUCUAUUUAUCAGAACUAUAUUGGAAGUACAUAUUCUGGAUAUUCACAUUCUCCCCCACUCCUGCAAAUUAACAGCUCCUCCAGCAACUCUCCAAGAACAUCGGAGGCUGAUGAGGGAGUGGUAGGAAAGACUUCUGAUGGGGAGGAUGAGCAGCAAGUUCCUAAAGGUCCUAUCCAUUCCCCUGUUGAACUGAAAAAUGGUUAUACAACAGUAAUAAAAGUCCCAGAGGUGAACUCCUCUGCACUGCCUCAUAAACUGCGAAUUAAAUCAAAAGCAAUGCAGGUAAAAGCGGAAACACUGGAGAACGAUUUUGAUGCCACCCAAAAACUGCCACUGCCAAUUGACAUGUCUUCAAAAAGGCACUUUCCCCUGGAAAAACAUAGUAGUGAACCCCUGGUACAUUCUUCUUUGUCCCCCUUGUCAGUUCAGGUAACUAAUAUCCCAGACUGGCCUAUAAAAUCGGGUCAGUGGCAUCACAAGGAACUCGAUAAAAUUCCAAACAUUUGCCAAUCUGCUGGAAUUGCAGGAAUGUCAGACAAUGUCUACAAAGCCUCUGAGCCAGAGAACUUGUAUUUGAAGCGAGGUAUUGCAAAUUUAUCUGCUGAGGUGGCCACGCUUAAAAGACUUAUAGUUGCUCAAGAAAUCUGUACUUCAGAUUCCAGCUAAAUUACUACUGAAAGAAAUUCAGAUUCUUAAUGUUAAGGGUGUCGUUUGCAGUAAAUUGGUAUGUUUUGUAAGAUGCUGAUUUUCACUGGACUUGUGACGUCAUUUCACUGUUUUGUUCCUGUAAUGAUGUCUACUAAAUAUUGUCUUUUUUGUGCACAAUAUUCUGAAGACUAGAUUGUGUUAUGAUCACUAUGCCUUGUGUACAGUUAUGUAGCUAUUGCAAGGUUGUAAAUAUUUUAAACCUUAUUUUUGCUGGUCUGUUAUAAACUGUGCAAGUUACCAGUUAUAAUAAAGUAUUGGUGACAAAGAAGGAACUUUGGUCUAAAUAAGUGGCAAUUAGAAAGUAAUGUGUUUUUAAUAUGUACCUGUGUAAAAUAGAAAAUGUGUAAAAUGUAUUUAUGUAGUUAUGGGUAAUAUGUGUAUGUGGCCCACAAUUGAUUAUUGCAGUGGUGAAGAGUUAAGUUUACCAGCUGAGCACCUGAUUGUAAAGGUGUCAUUGUUAUGCUUAUUUUAUCUUUUUUUAUACAUUUUCCCUAAAAGGGUCCUCAAUAAAGUGAAGGGAAAACAACUUGAUAUGAUUAUAUUUCAAAAG
This is a messenger RNA of Hyla sarda, 2492 nucleotides long. It is a transcript of the gene NFIL3, whose product is annotated as nuclear factor, interleukin 3 regulated. Gene Ontology annotation, biological process: DNA-templated transcription; circadian rhythm; regulation of DNA-templated transcription. The record is from RefSeq and is a predicted model, not a curated record. Gene Ontology annotation, cellular component: nucleus. Lineage: Eukaryota; Metazoa; Chordata; Amphibia; Anura; Hylidae. The transcript is spliced from 2 exons. Bases 518 to 1900 code for a protein of 460 amino acids. Gene Ontology annotation, molecular function: DNA binding; DNA-binding transcription factor activity.